Messenger RNA from Plasmodium fragile, 615 nucleotides. Its product is annotated as YjeF family domain-containing protein. Gene Ontology annotation, molecular function: NAD(P)HX epimerase activity. Gene Ontology annotation, cellular component: mitochondrion. The record is from RefSeq and is a predicted model, not a curated record. NCBI's taxonomy places the organism in Eukaryota, Apicomplexa, Aconoidasida, Haemosporida, Plasmodiidae. The transcript is spliced from 6 exons. Bases 1 to 615 code for a protein of 204 amino acids.
AUGAGCGAUGACGUUGGUUACACCACCGAGCAGUUAAUGGAGUUAGCAGGACUUUCCAUUGCGCAAAUAAUAUGUAAGGAAUACACUUUGAAUAAAUUUAAAAAAAUUCUUAUAUUUUGUGGACCUGGUAAUAAUGGGGGCGAUGGCUUAGUUGCUGCUCGGCAUUUGAAGCAAUUUGGUUACGACAUCACAGUGGCUUAUCCCAAGGAGAAUAAGAAGGUUCUGUUUCAGAGGUUACUGAAUCUGCUCCAGCACUACCACGUGCCGGUUUUGAAGUCCUCAACAGGUGCAGACGUGAAGAUGUACGACUUAGUCGUGGAUGCCAUAUUCGGCUUUAGCUUCAGAGGAGAACCUCGGAGCCCCUUCGACCAGAUAAUACAUAUCAUUAACCAGAGCAACAAGCCCGUCGUGUCGGUGGACGUACCAUCGGGCAUAAACAUAGACGGGGGAAAUGCGCCAAACGCGGUGUCUGUCAACUCCGAAAUGAACAUAUCGUUGAUGCUUCCCAAGGAGGGGGUUCGUCAUUACGGGAAGAAGCAUUACUUGGGGGGAAGAUUCAUACCGAAUUCGAUCGUGGACAAGUACAAUUUGAAGAUUCCUCAAUUUGCAGGUUAA